This is a messenger RNA of Plasmodium gonderi, 5100 nucleotides long. RefSeq lists its product as hypothetical. The record is from RefSeq and is a predicted model, not a curated record. Lineage: Eukaryota; Apicomplexa; Aconoidasida; Haemosporida; Plasmodiidae. The coding region runs from base 1 to 5100 and encodes 1699 amino acids. The transcript is spliced from 2 exons.
AUGUUGAGGGGGACGAUCAUUCCAAACAAUAUUAUAAAAAUAGGAAAACGCUGGUUUGUUGAUAAAGAAAGUGUUUUUUUUAGCUCAAAAAAAAGACAAAAAAAUACAUUGUCACAAUACAUAGAAAUUAAUAAACAAAUUUUGAAUAAUGAAAAUAUAUUCGAAAUAGUAAAAUUAAUAAAGGAUAAUAAAAAAAAUGUCAAUAUAAUUAAUUGUGUUACAUUUGUUCACAAGUUAAUUCGAAUAAUAUGUUAUAGUAAUGACACCAGGUACUUAAAAAAUGCAGCAUAUGUUAAUGAAGAAAUAGAAGAAAAAAUUAAAAUAAUUUUUCAUUAUUUCACCAAGAAUAAGGAAAACAUAAAGGUUAAUAAUUACAAUAAAAGACUCUUUUCCUCUUUCAUAUGGUCACUUAGCAAGUAUGUUAACUUGUUCAAAGGUAAUGAUAAACAUGACAUAUUUGUAAAUACAACGCUAAACAACGAUUUAGUACUUCAAUGUACAGAUAAAGUCCAGCGAUUGAAAAAAGUUCUCCUAAUAAAUGAGGGAAAAAAGAAUGCACGGGAUGUGCAAAAUUUGUGUGUAUCAAAGGAAAAUCACCCUAAUGGCAUGCAAAAUGUAAAAUAUGGAUCAAGUAGUGUCACAAAGGGUUAUUUAGGAAAUAUUGGGAAUGAUAAAUUAAGUAGAACACUUAUAUACUAUGGAAUGAAUUCUCCAUUUCAGAAAUUAGAUAAUCAAGAGGAACAAUUCCAAUGCAAAGGAAAAAAUAAUCCUCCAAUGGGAGGAGGGACUGUUAGAUACAGUCUGUGUAAUAAUUUUAGCCUAUUAUGCCAUUAUGCAGAUGCUUAUUUGCCAUCACUAAAUCCUUCGCGUUAUGUACUCGUUCUUUGGUCGUUAAGUAAAUUGAAUAAAAAUUCCAAAGAAUUACAUGAAAGGUAUUAUCAUAGGAGUGUAAAUCUGAUACCGUUGCUAAAGGUUAAAGAGCUCAUAAUUCUGUUGUAUACUUAUUCUUACAUAAACUUUUCAAAUAUAGAAUUUUACUUAAAGAUGAAAAAUUUUAUUAUGAGCAGAAAUAUACAUAAAAAAAUUGUUAGUGCAAAAGAAAACGAAUCUGUGGUUAACAUGCUUUUGUCAUUUGCCAACCAAAAUAUAUUUCUGCAAGACUUGUUUGAGAGCACAGUAAAUCAGAUCUUACAUUCAAAUUUUUUUUUAAAUUCGUUAAAAAAUAAUGAACUAAUAACCAUUCUAUUCUGCUUAUGCAAAUGUCCAUUUCUGUAUAUACCAGAUGAUAAUAAUUUUAGGAUAUUGGAAAAAAAGGAGAAAAAGGAAUGUGUAAGAAAAAAUAUCCUUUUAUAUGAAUUAUUAAAAAAGAAAAUUAUGAAAAGAUAUGCAAAAAUUAGACAUCAGAAUGGAAGCAUCUUUUGGAUGCAUGAAUAUGGUAAUAUUUUCCUGAGACAUGAAAAUAUAUUUGAAGGGGUAAAACGUAACACAAGCUUCUCCUUGAAAAAUUUGAUUUUACUUGUCUGGUCCUUGAGUCUUAAAUACAUAUACUCAGCACAAUUGUUACUAUCCUGUUUUAUCCAUUUAAAUGGUUUAAUGAAAAAUCAAAAUUAUGUAUAUAACUCAUAUAACAUGCUGACGAAUUUGUAUUUUUCUCUUUUGUCAUUUUUAUUAGAAGAUGAAAUAGUUAUUAAUUUGUAUUUUAACAGAGAAGAAUUAAAUGCUCUACACCUUUUAGACGAAUAUGUCAAUGCAUUCAAAACUCAUUUUAGCACAUUCAAAAAGGCAAUAAACAUGAAUCAAAGAGAAAAUGAUAUAUCUGUGUCGAACAUGCAAAAAGUUAUAUUUAAUUUCUUAUGCACUUAUUUUAAGGACUCAAAAAAUGUAUCUAUAUUGUUGGAGUAUAAAAACAUCCUGAAUUUAUCAGUAGAUAUUUUGCUACUUCGAACAAGUUCUAGCGCACACAUGGUAGAAAAUAUAAGCGCAAGUGUGGAAGAAUUACAUGGAAUAUUUUUGUGUAAUCAGAUAUUUAAUUAUAAUGGAGUGGGGAAUAUAAGCCCAGAUGGAAGUGUUGAUCGAAAGAAGGAUAAAGAAUCGAGUAAUAGCAUUAAAGUUCGUGCAUCGAAAUGUUCAAAGAUGAAUAAUGGUGUAUCCUCUGGUAUUCCAUUCGUAUACCAUAUAUCGUACAAAACAUUAUGUACAUGGGAGAAACGUGAGUGUAACAGGAGCACAGAAAUGUUUAACACAAAAAAAAGUAAUAAUUCGAUGAAAAAGAUGACCAACUUGUUUGUAACGCUUGAAAAGACAAAUAUGAGCUGUGAAGAAAUAAGAAGUAAUUUGUAUGGUUUCAUCGAAAGAAUCAAGAAUCUGAACGAAAAAAUGGAUGCCAGAGAAUUGAAGAAAAUAUUUAAAGAUAUACAUAUUUUUUUUGAGAAAUAUUUUAUCCAUAUUAAGGAGCACAACCUGAUUAGCUUUUUUUAUAAAUUUUCUUUUCUUUUUCCGCAAUUCUACAAAUUAAAGAACAAUAGUAAUGGCAACAGUUGUAGUACAGAUUUUUUAAAAAUUUUUUCCUACUACCAUGAUUACACCACUAUCACAUUUUUUAAAAAUGUGAAUUCAAAAAAGGUAUAUCAUUUUGUAGAUAUUUGUUGGGUGUAUUUUCGAUAUAUGAAGUAUUUUCUUAUUCAAUUGAAAGAAAUAAAUGAAGAUAAAAGGAUGAGUAGAGAGAAAAAAACAGAAAAGAUAACUAAUGAAAUGAUACUAGAAGAAAUAAGAAAAAUAACAAGCAUAUUUGAUACUAUUAUAAAAAAUAAAAUGAUAAGUGAACAAAUGAUAGAAAGAAUGUCAUCAAAAAAUAUGGCCCAGCUUAUUUCUAUUUUUUUACAUCAUAAUAAUUCUAAUAUAGUGGAAUAUUUAAAAAAAAAUAAUUUUCAUAAUAUUAUUUUUACUAUAAAAGAUAUUAUUUUUAUUUUAAAUGCUUUAACUAAGUCUGAUUUUGUAUGGGAAAUUGAAAAAAAAAUGUUUUGCAACAAAUUUAUUGAACAUAUAGACAAAUGUGGGGUGAGAGACCUUGUGGAGUUUACGUACUUAUGUGCAGAACUGAAAUGCAGCAGUGAUUAUAUAAGUAUUCAUAUUAGAAAUAAAAUUAACUCCCCUGUUUUUUUAUUACCUUUGCCAAAACGGAGAAAUGAAAACCGUAACAAAGUGGAAAGAAAAAUCGACCCUUCUGAUAAAAAACAAGAUGUUUGUUCUGCCUCCUCUACUCGAAUAAAAUUUAUUGAAACUUUUGAACAGGAUGAGUUAUCUCUCUUUGUAAGGAACUGUUACAGGAUGCACUGCUUUGACAAGCACUUUUUUGAUACAUUGUGUGAAGUAAUUUUAAAAAGGUAUAGAACGCUAAGCGAGAAAAACCUGUGCAUUGUGUUGCCCAGUUUUGCUCGUAUUUAUUGUCUGCAUAAGGGGAGAGGAAUAUUUCCCAAUAUAGGUUUAAAACCGGGGAACGGACAGUAUGCGAAAGGUUGCAGAAUAAAUCAGGAUGAUGAAAUUGAUCGAAUUGAUCGAAUUGAUCGAAGCGACGAGGACUCCGAAACUAACGACAUUUUGGAUCCAGAUAUCUCCAAUUGCAGGUACGACGUGCCUGUGUCCCUAAAAAGGUUAGUAAAGAAUGCAGAGGUAAAAAUUGUAUCCAACAAGAAUGUAAAUUUUAUAAACCUUGCGUAUUUUAUGGAGGCAAUUACUCUUCUUAAGAUUGAAAACAAAAGGGCAUAUACCUUGUGCGUGAAAGAGGUAGAACACAAGAUAGCGAGCCACGUGUAUAACGAGCGGGAAGACCUAAGGGGGAAUAAAAAAAAAAAUUGGGGAGGAACAGAAAAAGAGGUAAAAUUGCUGAGUAAAAUCUUAUGGUGCAUGUCUUAUUACCACAGAACAGAAUUUGCACUGACAUUGAAAAUAACGAAUUUUCUUUUAAAGAAUGGGAUAUACAAAUAUGUAUCACCUGAAAUUUUUAUUUCUGUUUUUUUAUACUAUAUAAAAUCGAGAAUAUACAGCAGAACGUUGUUCCAAAAAAUGGGCGAAACCAUUAGAAUGAAUAUAUCCCUGAAUGAUCAUUUUGCACGUUCAGAGAUUAAGCGGCAAGGAAAUUUCAAGCUUAGCUUAAUUACUGAAUUAUAUGGCACAAUGGCAUGGGCAUACGCAUUUACAUAUUGUUACGCAGACGACGUAAAGCUGAAAACAGUUGAAGCGACAACUAUGAAAAAAAACAAUCAUGAGGAAAAAAGUAGAAAAAGCGAAAAAAAAAAAAAAAUAAAUACAGAAUAUGAAACACUCAAGAGUGAAAUAAAAAAUGAUUCAAUCUUUUUGAACAAGAUAUACACCUUUUUAUUAACAGAAAUGAAAAUAUUACAAAAAUAUCAAGGAGGAGUUUCCUUUUUACUAUUAGCAAGAUAUUUAUGGGGGAUUGCAAUUGUAAAUUUAAUAAAUGAAAAAGUACUUGAUUUUAUUAAUUCAUACAAUUGGAAUGCUAUAAAAAUUACAGAACAAAAUAACAUGCAUUUGCAUAUGAUUCUUACAUUUUGGCUAAGGGUAAAAUAUUCGUUUUCCGAUAUAAAAAUUUGUAAAGACUUUUAUAAAUUCAAAGAUCAAAUAAUAUGUCUAUUUUUAAAAAAAAAAAAAAAAAAAACGUUAAAAGGUAAUGAUCAUAAAGAUACUAACAACAUAUCAGAUUUUCAUCAUCAAAUAAACCAAAUAUUAGACAAAUAUGAAAUCAAAUAUGAAAAUGAGUACAUAACGGAGGAUUUUUUGUCAGUCGAUUUGGUUAUAACAGAUGAAUCGACUGGUUAUAAGAUAGCCAUUGAGGUCGAUGGCCCAUCACACCAUCUAUUGAUCCUUGAUAAAAUAGAUCCCAGGGUUAAGAAGUUAUAUGUUCAAUGUGGCACAACCUACUUUAAGAACUGGCUCCUGAAAAGGAUGGGAUGGAUGAUCAUUAAUAUCCCAUCAUACGAAUGGAAUAAACUCAAGGAGGAAGAAAAGGAUAUUUAUGUAAUUCGAAAGUUGUCAAGCUGUAGUGAGUAUCAUAAAAAUCACCUUGAGAAAUGGUUGAAAUAA